Messenger RNA from Coccomyxa subellipsoidea C-169, 764 nucleotides. RefSeq lists its product as hypothetical. The record is from RefSeq and is a predicted model, not a curated record. NCBI's taxonomy places the organism in Eukaryota, Viridiplantae, Chlorophyta, Trebouxiophyceae, Coccomyxaceae. The coding region runs from base 50 to 232 and encodes 60 amino acids. The transcript has a single exon.
GGACACAAGCAAUUCUUACAUGCAAGCACACUCUGCAUCUGCAACAUACAUGACACCGAGUCUUGCGAGUACUUCCUCCACAAUACUGCCGACCCACAUACAUACAUCCAAACACCGGACACCCAACGACCACGGGGAAGACACAUCACUGGAAGCAGGACAGUCUGUUGCUCACGUAUGCAUUCCGCACCACAGUCACCACAGCAUUCCAGGAACAGAUCGAAUGCACUGAACGAUUCAAUUGACCUGACACCCACAGGGUAUGCCACAGAACCAUUCUGAUCAACAGCUGCACAGGCCUGGCACGUGCCUUGGGGGCUUGCUAAUGCGAGGCCAUGAUAGCCAAAUCUGCAUAAUAUCAGCCCGUUUCACAUUUAAGCUGGUCAGGCAACUUGAGGACGCUUGCGCCAAUCUGGUUGAUCAGCCACUGCCGGCAAACAGUCUGUCUUGAACAAAUCGGACAGGGGGAAUCAUCAAUAUGCGCCAUCAUCAAUAGGACAUUAGAAAGAAGAAAGGGUAUAGAAGGCCUCAGACACGACCCAUCGUCAUUAAGUGCUUUGAAAAUUGAAACAGGAAGUACAAUGCUUGCCACAUCACUCGGACGCACAAACAUCCGAAGGGCUGUUCCUAUGUGGCUGCACAAGCAGCCUCUUUGGAGCAAACCCAGUACAGAAGGGAUUACCCAAUCAAUUCAUACGCAAGUCAUCAGUCAUAAAAGUGGCGGCAACCAGACAAUUAUCGCCACACCCGCAGCGCAUGCGCGC